GGGUAAUUCAGUUUCAUUGCAAACCCUAAAUUUUGAAUUCCCUAUAUAUACGGAGUACUAAGUAAAUCUCAUUUCAAACUCACCACCACACCAUGACAACAAGCAAGGAAAACACUCGGCCUAAUAAUAGCGAUUUGUAUUCCAUGAUAAAGGAAGUUGAACUCACUAGGUCAACUUGGGCUCUCAGAGUACGGAUGGUAGGAGCUUAUGAGGUUCCAUCUCAUUCCAAAGGAGGUGCAAGGCUGGAAGUAGUUUUUCACGAUGUGGAGGGGGGCCGUAUUCAUGCAGUCAUAAAAAGGCCAUUCACGCAUCUGUAUAGAACCAAACUGGUGGAAAACCAAUGUUUCAGAGUCAAGAACUUUUUAGUUCUAGAUAACAAUUACAACUACAAAAUGAGAUUGUAAUAUUAUCAACCUAUGACUUACAAUGCUUUUAAAAAACCUUUUGGUAUUUUCGAUUUUGCUAUGUCUAUUGGUUUGCAAGUUAGGGGUGACUAACGUUCACAUACAAAGUUAGAAACAUUUUAGCAGAACUACAACGCAUGAAUGGAGGAAGCCACAAAGAUUGUGAUAUGUAAGAACGAGACACACAGAUGGCAUGGUUGAAUCACGUUGUGUGAUUGAAAUUAUAGGCAGCAAAUUCUUUAGAAUUGUAAUAUUCGUAGUAUUUGUAAUUUGUAAUCAGAAAAGGCAUUUACAUGACUAAAAAUGUAACAUUCGGUUUUUAUAAUAAAGUUGAGACAUUCUAUGUUA
Cuscuta europaea is the source of this 752-nucleotide messenger RNA. The record is from the annotation of a GenBank genome assembly. NCBI's taxonomy places the organism in Eukaryota, Viridiplantae, Streptophyta, Magnoliopsida, Solanales, Convolvulaceae.